UGUUUUUUCUGUUAAAUGGGAAGGAUGUAGAAAGUCUGUGCGUUGUGUGUAAAUAAUAUACGUAAUAUUAAUGUAGCAAGAAACUUAGAAAACUUAAAUACGUUUAAAACUGUUCUUUGAAAAGAAAAUUCAUUGAAAGGGGCAAAAAUUUAUAGUAAGAAUGAGAAUAAUUGUACAAUAAUUUGUUUUCAUUGAUUGAUAUUAGAAAAAAACAAAUUUGUAAAAUGUGUAACUAUAAAAAUGAUGACUAAUAAGAUAUUUUACGGGAAAUGCUGAAAAAUACGAUGUCUGUAUGCAUAAUAUAAGUGCGGGUUAAGAUGUUAAACAACCCUCAAUCGUGUUUUCAAUAACAAAAUUGUACGAAAUUUUUGAAUAUAUAAAAUGAAGAAAAAAGAAUUGAAAUAUUCAAUCAGCAACCUCACCUCGCGAAUGUUGAAACAUAUGCUUCCAUACGUACGUAUAUGAGUAUACAUUUAUAUAUAUAUAUAUGUAUAUAUAUAUAUUCUACUAUACAGAGAAAAUCAUUGACUGUAUAACUAAAUACGCAAAUACUCACUUAUACAUUUUAUCUGCAUAUAAAUGAAAAAAGAAAAAAAAUUUAAAAUAGAAAAAAACAAAAUAUAAAAUACAUGGCGCUAACCGUUAAUAGUGUCUGAUUUGUGCAAGACCUCAGGAUUAUUGCUCUCUAGCCAUCUUCGCCAUAAUCGUUAUGGAAAAAAAGCUGGUUUAAGGAAAUUUGCGUACAUUUGGACAUAUUUUUCAGAACGAUUAAAGAACUAUGGCGGGCAGUAUUGUUAAAUGGUGGAAACAUAAAAUCCUUGGGGGUUACAAGCAAAUUUCAGUUCAGGAAUGUACGACAGAUUCCGAAGAUCUAAUGUUUCAUCAUGUACGAGCUUCGUCUUCUUGCAGUGCCCCGCCCGAUUUACUUCUUGUUGGCGAACGAGAGAAUAAUUUGUCGCUUCUUUCGCCCGCGGUGAAUAUAAUCGGCAACACGUCUACGAUAGUAUCUCCGUCAACGGUACCAACUGCUGAUGCUCAGAAUUAUUUGAAGCAGCAUCAACAGUACACGCAGUACACGCUUGAUGGGGAAAGAGACAUAACCGCGAAAUGUUUAAAAAGCGGUAACAACAGUUGCGUUGAUAAACACAAUAUUGCUAAGCAAAGUGUACAGCAUCGACAACAAGCUAUUGAGGCUGACGGACUGAACGAGCAAACCCAACAAGUUUAUUCGCUGAACACAUCCCACAUGCGUCACGCAUAUAAUCAUCAGAACUCAGAUGAGCGUAUACGGUUAGAGGAAUUUACUUGCGAUGUGUCUGUCGAGGGUGACAAAUCGUCGCAGCCGUUACAGUUUUCGUUUACCUUUUACGAUUUAGACGGACAUCAUGGCAAAAUUACCAAAGACGAUAUUGUGGGCAUAGUCUAUACAAUUUAUGAAUCAAUUGGAAAGUCGGUGGUUGUACCUCAUUGUGGAAGCAAAACGUUCAAUGUACGCUUGACCGUUAGCCCCGAAGGUAAACCGAAAUCAUCCAAAGCGAAGAAAAUUCCAUCUACAGUACCGAAAUUAGAGCAUAACAGUAUGUCGGCGAUUCGUCGACAUCACCGCUAUCGGCCCCGGAAACUUAUUCGAUCAGAUGACGAGGACGAUGAUAGUAACAGCGAUAAAGAGUGCGAAACAAGUCACGUUAAAAAUCACACAAUUGUUAAGCCGACCUCUAGACAUGUCAAAAAUGAUCCGCUGCCCGUUUCACAUGACAAUUCGUGCAGCAGCUCCAAAAAUAUACAAUCUUGUCGAGAUUGUUUGACAGCUGGCGACGUUGUUGCGAAUGAGAUAAAUUGUUCAGUAACCCAAGGAGAUCAGAAGUCGCAAACGACAGAGGCUUUUCUAAAACAUGUCGAAUCGUCACGUACCAAGCUAUUGCGAAAAUCACGUAAGCAAAAGGAGGAAUGCACUGGAAUGAGGCCGAGAAGCCUAUCUGUUGGUAACGAGACAUUAGUGAAAGAUCAACAUUUACAAAAAAAAUCACACCAACGUAUGGAGUUGUGUCCAGAGCGAUCAUUAAAUGGUGCAGACGCCGUCGAAAGUGUCCAAAGGCGUAAUCCACAAAAAUCUCCCAUUGAAGCAUUGAAUGCAUCUCCGAAACGCAAUUCUGCUGAAUGUUGGAAAACUACUUUCAAUCGAAACGAUUUAAUAAGCAUUAUACGUGAAAGCAUGGAAAAGAAUCGUCUGUGUUUUCAGUUGAACGGAAAACCGCAAGCGAAUGUGGAUCCUAUCACGCAACCUCGAAUGUUACAGCAUAUGACCCAGAGCAAACAGAAAGAGCAGGCACAACUGAAAUCACGUUUGCGUUCAAAUACAAUGUCUAAAAUACCGACAUUAAUUGCUAAUCAUAAUAAUUCGCAUUCAGCUCAUACCCAGUCAUCGCAUCAUAUUCGUUCUAGAUAUGCAAUCCAUAAUACAAGCAUUCAGGAACGUCUCCAAAGUAGUAAUAUUUAUCAGCCGCAUCCACACGUUCCCAUUUAUCAACAACAUAUGAUUGUUAAUCAUCCGGCCAUUUUAUCAUCGCAAUCAUCUGUUAAUCCCCUUAUUGCGGGACGUCAUAGUAAGGUAAAUUUAUGUGGUUACGAUUCGUUCUUACACGCUACUAUAUGCGGGGGCAAUGUAAGUCAUUCACCACAGACCUCAUCUUGCAUUAAAUCAACGUCUCCUAAUAAUCAUCACCAACAACCGAUUGCUACCGUGCAACCAAUAAUAUCAACAGUUCCUAACCGUCAAAGUACACCAAAGCAUUUUUCAGCCAUACCACCGAACAGUUCAAAUAGAGAUAAAUCCGGCAAAAUAUUGCGCACUGGAUUACAUAAUAAAAUCCAUCAGACCGCAAUUGUGACAGCGAAGAAUUCACCUCAAUAUCAUGGCUAUCAGCGUUUAUCUUCUACAACGAAACAUAAUUUGGCAGCGUUAAAUUUGCUUAGUCCAACUAUGGAGAAACCUCCUCCUGAAAAUCUUGAAAAAUGGAGGAAGGAACAAAUGAAAAAUUAUGACCAAAUGUUGUACGAUAAACUUCGAGAAAAGCUUCGGCAAACUAAUUUAACCGAAGGCCAAAGGCGAACAUUAAAGCAAAAACGUACGAAUAAUGUGUUGCAUCAAGCUGAUCAUGCAGUUUGCGACAGUAAGACUAUUAACGACUAUUCGACCAUGGUACCUAUUAUGGAUCCGUUGGAAUGCGAAAAUCUCAUUAGUCAAACAAGUGACGAAGAAGGCCAGUCACAGAACGAGCUUACAAUAACGAAAGAAAAGGCAAACAAUAUUAAAGAUUCCGCAAUCAAUCGGAACGUAGUUGAGGGCACCCUAGUGGAUUUAGAUGAUGACGAUGAUAUUACAAAUUUUCCAAAGUAUCAAGUCGGUUCGACAACCUUAAAUGAGGAAAGUGGGAGGAGAACAAAUGAACUAGAGGACGAAGAGGAAAUGGAUGAAGAAGAGGAGGAAGAAGAGGACGAUGAAGAAGAGAUUAAUGAUUUAGAAAAUGAUAACAACAGUGGUAAUAAGCCCGGCGCAGCAACUAUUGUAACUUCAAAUGAUCCCAGCCUCAAUAAUAAUACAUCUUCGCUCGUACACCGCUACGUCCACGAGCAUAUUCAUCAUCAUUAUCAUCAUUUCGAAGAAAAAGAAUAAUAAUCAAAGUUCCCUGGUAAUAGAAUAUGAGAGAGAGAGAG
Molecule: messenger RNA, 3714 nt
Organism: Glossina fuscipes
Lineage: Eukaryota; Metazoa; Arthropoda; Insecta; Diptera; Glossinidae
Gene: nkd
Product: protein naked cuticle
Exons: 6
Coding region: 779-3673 (964 amino acids)
Biological process (GO): negative regulation of Wnt signaling pathway
Cellular component (GO): cytoplasm
Source: RefSeq, a predicted model, not a curated record